CAGUCCGAAGAGGAGCCGCUUCGCACCUCACAACUCCUCACCUGGCUGACUCGGUCUUCUUGUUCGGGCGCCUCACGGUCACUUUUUUCCUUCCCUGAAAACUGAGGGAAGGAUUUUUGUUCAGAGUCCUCAGACGAGCUUCAUAUCAAUAUCAGAAGACCUAGGAUCAGAUGCUUCCCUCUGUUACCAUGGAAACGGAGGCCAGUCACAUGCUGGAGCAAGCGCUGGAGCAGAUGGAUGACAUCAUUGCAGGUUCAAAGGCAGCAGAAAUGGAGUAUUCUAAUAGCUUGUAUGACCUGGGUUCCCCUAUUAGUCCAGGUCCACUGCAGGUCAUCCAGCUUGCUGAGGAUCUAAAACUGGCUUUGGAGCUUCAGCCCGACCAAGAACAGCGAGACAGCAUCAGAACACAGAUACCUACAGAUACUGCACAGGCGCUCAUGGACUGGCUGCAGAGUGGACCUGUGAACCAGAGUUCUGCCAGCAAUGAAACCUACCAGGAACGACUGGUGAGACUAGAGGGAGACAAAGAGUCACUGGUGUUGCAGGUGAGCAUUCUGACCGACCAGGUGGAGACACAGGGAGAGAAGAUAAAGGAUCUGGAAAGUUCUCUGGAGGAACACUGGCAUAAACUGGCCUCCACUGAGGACUUGUUGCAGCAGGAGCUGGUAAGCAGGACGUCUCUGGAGACUCAGAAGUUGGAUCUGAUAAAUGAGGUGUCGCUCCUCAAGCUGAAGUUGGUCAACAUGGAGGAAGCGGACACCAAAACACAACCACAGGAUGCCACGGAGGCCGAGCAGAACAAAGCCGAGUGUGUGGUAAAUUUCAUCAGUGAGCUCCAGGAGCAGAUGUGCAGGUUUCAUGAGGAGAUCAGCACUCGUAUCCAGGAGAAACGUGCCCUGGAGGAGACCGAGGCCCAGCAGGGGACACCACGGGUCCAAAGCCCAAAUGCCGCGCUGGCAGACUUGAACCCUGACUGGGGCGACACCUGGAGGCAGAGUGAAGGGCACACUGUUCACGAUUUGCUGCAAGAAGUAAAACUGCUUAAGUGCAAAGUGGAAGAUUUAGAAGGCGAGAAGAGUCAGUAUGAGAGGAAGCUACGAGCUACUAAGGUGGAGAUUUCAGGGCUGCAGCAGCUUCUGGCCUCCAAAGACGCUGAAAUCGAAUGCCUACAGACCCAACUUCUGGCCAGAGGCAGCACCGGCAAUGACAGCGCAGAGAGAGAGGAGGUGUACAUCAAGCAUCUGAUUCACAAAUACCAAGAAUACCAAAGGCUGAAGGUGGGGAUGGAGUCUCUGCUGGCCUCAAAUGACAAGAAGGAUCGCCGUAUCGAGGAGCUGACCAGUUUGCUCCACCAGUACAGAAGGAUGAGAGAGAUCAUGUUGCUCACACGGGGGAGCAGUGACGAGGAGCUGAGCUGCAAUUUGAAGCUCCGAGCGAUCGCACACAAGGCGCACUCGGAUAUCGUCAGGUCAGAGGUGUCGUCUCGAGGGUCUUCUCCUCUGAUGUCAUCUUCAUCUGCUUUUCAGAGAGAACUGGACUCCAGUAUCCUGAGCACUAUGAACUCAUCAGUUGGAUCCACUGGAGACACAAGCUUCCUUAAUGGAUGUGGCCCCGGCGCCGGAUCCUGUCCAGCACUCAGUAAAGGCAGCGAGCUCAGAGCCGAGCUGAAUGGGAACCGAGAAAGAGACAGUGGGUCGUUAUCACCCGUUCAGCUGUCACCGCUACACGACCACGAGCACGGCCUCAUUCGCUGCAGGAGUGCCAGUGCACCAGCGUUAGGAUCUCCUGAAAAACAUGGCCUGUGUGACGUCGGGCGUCCAGAGAAGCUGGAGGAGUGCGUCCUAUCCGACCAGUCCCCCCUGUCGUCCGGGGUGGACUCUGGAGAUCAGUCCCCCGUCUCACCGGAACACAGGAAGAGUCACAGAGGCAUCAAGAAACUCUGGGGCAAAAUACGCCGCAGUCAAUCAGGUAGCCCCGUCCAAGUUCACGAUCCGGAGCUGGUGGAGUUCAAGAGGGGAGGUUUCCGAGCCACGGCUGGACCGCGACUGGCCCGUACAGAGAACACCCGAGAUCUGAAGAUCCAUUUCUCUAAGUGGAACAUGGAACAGGUGUGUGAUUGGCUGGAGGAUAUUGGACUGGGUCAGUAUGGAAUUCUCGCUCGACAGUGGGUCACCAGCGGUCAGACGCUCAUGUCGGCCGGCCCGCCGACAUCGAGAGGUAAAGGAGCUGGCGAUGAGAAUCCCCUCCACAGGAAGAAGCUCCAGCUAGCCAUCAAGACGUUCAGCUCCAAGCAGCAUGAGAAGUCGUCAGAGCUCGACUACAUCUGGGUGACUCGCUGGCUGGACGACAUCGGGCUUCCUCAGUACAAAGACCAGUUCAACGAAGGAAGAGUGGACGGACACAUGCUGCAGUAUCUCACUGUGAAUGACUUGUUGUUUCUCAAAGUGACCAGCCAGCUGCACCACCUCAGUAUCAAAUGUGCCAUUCACGUUCUACACAUCAACAAGUUCAACCCAAACUGCCUCAAACGGAGGCCCAGUAACGAGAGCCAGGUCACGCCCACUGAGGUCAUGCAGUGGUCCAACCAUCGCGUCAUGGAGUGGCUCAGAUCGGUGGACCUGGCGGAAUACGCACCAAACCUGAGGGGUAGCGGCGUGCACGGAGGCUUAAUAAUCCUGGAGCCUCGGUUUAACUGGGACACACUCGCCAUGAUUCUCAAUAUUCAGCCUCAGAAAACACUGCUCAGGCGCCAUUUGACCACCAACUUCUGCAACCUGGUGGGACCACGUGCACAGCAGGAGAAGAGGGAGCACGUGGAGGCAGCCGGCUACUCCCCACUGAGCACCACCGCUAAAGUCAAGCCAAAGAAGUUGGUGUUCUCAAACCUGACCCACCUCCGGAGGCGGCGAGCAGACGGCUCCACAGACUACGUGUGUCCCGUUGAGGCGCCGUCGCCCCCUUCAGGCUCAGACCAGGCUGCAGUAAACGGAUUACAGUCACGACCGUACGCCGGCUUCAGGGGCCUGAGUCCCAUCCUGGACCGAGAGCCCGACCGCACCAGGGACCAGGUGAGGCUGGACGACUGCAGACAUCAACCGUCUCCAUGAUGAUGCAGUAUAACUGUGGCGGCGCCAUGAUGAUCGUUGUCGUCAGCUAUCACUACAUCUACACGGCUUCCUUUGCUUGCAGCCUGUAAUACCUCAGUCCAUGCCCACUUACCCUCCCUCUGAGCCCCGCCCACCAACCCCACCCAGUGCCUUAUAACUGAUAAAUUGGACACGCCCACAGAAUCUUGCCUGAUGAUAGCAAAGCGUGUGAUGUUAUUACGAAUCCACCUGAAGUAUUUUACUGAGAUGUUUAAUUAAUUUUCUCCUGAUCACAUGUUGAACUAACCGGACUUCAGCCCGACCCCUGUGCGUCUGGACUCCGCCCACUUCCUGGAAGACACAUUACGGACAUGUUUGUUCUACAGUAUUAAACCAUCAUUAACGCACUGUUACACCACACUAGUUAUAUUUUUCCUUCAUAUUAUUUACAAAAUAGAUUUUUCCUCCUAAAUUUAAACGAGGACACUUUUGUCACACAGUUGAGAUAAACUUGUGCAAUAUUUGCAUCAUUUUAUGUGGCGCUUUUAUUUAAUAUUUAUGUCUCAGCAAAGCACAUUUUUAAUUAAAACAUUUUUUGUUGGGACCUGAGGUGGUGAUUUUGUAGUUAUUUUCAUACUCGGACUGUCAUAGUAUUUUUAUAGUAAAUAAAACACUGCACACUCUUGGUCCUUAAAAAAAAAAAAAAAAAAAAGAUCUAUGCAAAUCAUUUAAUAAACAGUUAUAAACUGGU
Molecule: messenger RNA, 3837 nt
Organism: Thalassophryne amazonica
Lineage: Eukaryota; Metazoa; Chordata; Actinopteri; Batrachoidiformes; Batrachoididae
Gene: ppfibp2b
Product: PPFIA binding protein 2b
Exons: 28
Coding region: 171-3107 (978 amino acids)
Biological process (GO): neuromuscular junction development
Cellular component (GO): presynaptic active zone
Molecular function (GO): protein binding
Source: RefSeq, a predicted model, not a curated record